AGUUGCAACCACAAUCCAAACCUUUGCAGCCCUGCGCAAAUGAUGAUGAUGAUGAUGGUGAGGAUGGGUGGACCAAGCAGAGCAGAUCCAUAGAGCUCGUUUCCUCUGCUGGCUUCAACGCAGCAUCAACAAAGCCCCUUGCAACCUGCACCCCCCACCCUUCCUCCCUCUCUCCCCGCCUGCAGCCCUGGACGCACGACCGGAUCACAAGCCCACGGUAGCCUGAUCCCAAUGCAUUAUUUACGCACCAAACUUCAGCAACUCAUCCACCGGAUAUGGCUGCCGGUCUGAGGAGGUGGAAGAGGAGGUGUGAGACAGGGCAAGCCGGGACAGCGGACCCGAAUGCGGCCACUUGGUGCUCGUUGCACCCGGGCAGGGAUGCAGGAGGAGGAGGAGGAGAGGGGAAGCGUGCAAGAAGAAGGAGCAGGUGGCGGAGCAGAGCGUUGGGCAUGCCUGCAAAGUGUGUGCUGUCUGCGGGGAUCUUUUUACUCCUGCUCCGGUGCUCUUUGGCCGCAGAGGAAAAGAACACCUACGAUGCCUCCGGCUCCUCCUUAAGCGACCUAGCGGUCCCGGCUGCUCCUGCUCAUCCACCGGUUGACCAGUCACUGGAACAGCGGGUCUUCCAUUCAGAAGGCAGCACAGUAUCAGAAGGGGAAGGUCUAUCGGGCCAGGCUGCCUUUUCGUCUGUCUUAACUGUCAUGGCGGGGACUGUCAAACACCCAGAGAGCCUUGAUCACAGUCACACCUCCACACCUCUCUCCAGUGAAAACACCACACAAUGGCCUUCACACAGUUCCGGCCGAGGCUCGGAGACAGCAUCUUCAUCGUUCUCCAUCUGGGGCAACAGGACCCAACUGGGGAGUUCGUCAGCCGGAACAAAUAAGUUAACACCCGUGACAUCCAGAGUGUCUGGGCCCGCUGUCCCCAAAGAGGCCAAACUCACCCCUUCUCAAUCCACCGCAAUGAAUCCUCCUCCUGGUCCCACUGAGAGCACAUCUCAGGUAUCACCGCUGACUGCUCAACAGGACACCACAACAGCCUCCCUGACGCUCACAACCACCACCAUCGUGACUUCAAGCACCACAACAGGAAAACCCAAUAGUUCAGCGCCUUCGCAGUUACCCACUGUGACCACCAGGAAAACAUCCACCACCACGACCAUCAGGACUCCAAUUACUAGGCGCCUAUUCCCACCACCCGUUCUUAGGACAAGCCCUCCGAGAGGGACCACAACUGUCUUUGUGUCCCCUUUUACCACCACCACUGAAGCUCCACCUCAGCAGUGCAACAUCACUGAGAGAAUGUGGGUGAGAACAGUUGUGUCCAUCUACGUGAGAAGGAACAGGCUGGACAGCAUCCAGAGGCAGAAUCUACGCAGAGGACUCAGUCAAGGCCUGAGGAAAGCUUUGAAUGAUAGUUCAGCCCAAGCACAGGUAGAGACUGUAUUUGGGUCCCCCAACAUGACGGUGGCUUAUCACGUGACUGGGAGAGAAAUGGUUUACAUCCCCUCCGUUGUGCUUUCGGGCUUGGAUGCUUACGGUCGAGAUAAGCUGAUUGCAGACUUGCGACAGUACCUUCCCAUGGUGACAGCGCUGCCCAUUCCCGUCGGAGUGUGGAGAUCAAACCCGGCUCUUGGAUUCCAGCUGAAAACAGUUCUGCAGUUUGUGGGUGUUGCCGAUGAUCCGCGAUCCUGUCAGUUUUCCCAAAUGAUGGAACAAAGGCUGGAGAAGGUUUUUUCAGAAGCACAGGCCAAAGUGCUCAGUGACAACAGCAAACUGUCUGUACAAAUGCUGAGUGUUUCCCAAGCUGCAAGCUCUCCUGCUGUGUCAUUGGUUUACAGUGUGAAGAAUGGGACUGUCUUUCUUAAUGGCACCACUGCGUCAAACCUCCUUGGUCAGCUGUCCGCUGAGCUGGUGGGCUACUUCCUCUUCUACCCGCCGCUUAUCGUCGCUGAGCCUUUGGAAUAUCACAACCUGAACACCUCUAUUGCCACCAGAGACUUUUGGGUUAUCACAGUAAUCCAGGAUGUGGAUAACGACAGCCUGGAGGGACUGUACCAAAGCUUUGCCAGUCUGAUGGAGCAGCGACUUGCAGAGUUGUUUGUUUUGGCAGGCCAGCAAGGUACUCGAUUCAGACGUGCUACUGCUGUCGGCAGCUACACUGUGCAGAUGGUGAGUAUGAAAAGGGUGUCAGGAUUGAAGAACCCAGCAGAGAUGACGUACUAUGUGCAGCACAAUGGCAUUCCUUUAGCGGGCACGUCAGCUGCCAAGGUCCUCAACACGGUGGAUUCUCAGACGAUGGCACUCACCUUGGGCUACUUUGUUCAGCUGCAAGCAGAACCCGUGGUCAAGAACCCUCCCAAUAACCUUUGGAUCAUCGCCGCAGUGUUGGCGCCCAUCGCCGUGGUGACACUCAUUAUACUCAUCAUCACAGCCGUGCUGUGCAGAAAGAACAAGAAGGACUUUAAAGCGGAUGCCAUCGGCAACCUUAAUCCACGAGCUAAGAUGGCAUAUCGGCGAGAUGUGAACUACUAUCACCAGCCGGUCCAAGGUUUUGACUAUGCCAAGCAACAUUUGGGCCAACAGGGAGGAGAUGAGGAGACCCUACCAGGUGGUCAGGAUACUUUAGUGAUGUCCCUACAAAUUCGGGAUGCACCGCUUUCCCUGGAGAAGACCUUGAAACACGAAGGCACAGUCACCAAGGCGAACCUUACUGGUGACAAACACAAAAGCAAGUUGUUGAGUGAGGACGGUUCCGUCAUCAGCAGCGAAUCAGAGAGGCGGAAUUCCGUCAGAGGGUUGAUGGCGCCGAAAAUCACAGCGCAGCAAAAACUGACAAAGGAGGAGGCCCGCAAGAGAGAUGAUCCAUAUGAUUCCUCUUCAGGCUCCCUGCAGCUCAUUUCUAUAAAGCCAAUAACGGCUCAUCCCAAGUACUCGCAGCAUGCGUCUUCUGAUCGCAAACAAAAUGCUGCCAUGGUCAAUGGAGAGGUGAACCUGGCUCACAAGCAGAGGUCGGAUAUUGAAAACUAUCGGAAUAAGCUGCGACUCAAGACGAAGAAGAAGGACUAUUACGACUUUCCUUCCAUAGAUGGCAGCAGUUACGGAGGACAGGGCCUCUUGCAAACUCAGCGGCAGGAUCAUGGGAGGGCGGAGCCAGAUGAGGAGCGGAAUUCCACUUAUGUCAAGUCUCAUGUAAGGCGCUCCCAGGUAGGGCAGACAUCCUAUCGCAGUAGACAGAGCCUGAACACUCCAAGUCCUGGAGGAACCGAGAUGGACCUCCUUGUGAUGAGGGAGAGACCCAGGAAAGGCAUCCGAAACAGUGGCUAUGAUACUGAGCCCGAGUUGAUCAAAGAGACAAAUGUGGACCAUUUAAUGGACCAGAGAGGCUUUGUGUAUGGCCGUGGUCUGAAAGGCCAGUCACAGACGUCCACUCUGAGCUCACAGCCGUCCAUUGAUGAAGUGCGGCAGCAGAUGCACCUGCUCCUGGAGGAGGCAUUCAGCCUGGCGUCGGGGGGACAGUCCACAUCCGGGAGGCAUUCCCACUCCCAUCCUCGCCCUCCUUCUGAACAAUACAGUGUCGCACCACUUCCUUAUGCAGAUGUGGUGACCAGCGCUCCGGGCACUAUGAGCUGUGGUCGUGGAGGACUGCAGUGGAGUCCAUCUUAUGGAGCGGACGUGUACCAGUGCAGUCUGCCUAAACCAGCCUUUCACUUCACCCAGCUGCCUGAUAUGGCAAUUAACUCUCCUCCCCCUUUGCCGCCCCGCACUGGACCCCCUCCUGGCACCUCCUUAAGACGGUCCAUCUCUGACCUGGGCCCCAAGGGAAGGAGCUCUCAGACAUCAGUCACUGAAAUGCAGAGUCCACAUGACAACAACCCAUAUGGGCCAAGCUCCAGGGCAGCACUCCCAUCUAUCACUAUAGAGCAGCCUGUGUCCAACUACUCAGGAAACCCAAUAACAGCCGUCUAUUCCAUCCCAGCCAGCAGGACCGGCUACUCGGACUAUUACGUCUCCGCCUCGCCCACUUCCUACCACAGUCCUUCCUGGAUGUCCUAUCCUCCUGAACCUGAAGAUGUGCCGCCUCAGUGGGCAGACUCACUGUCCUUGCCAGGAUAUGUUGAGGCUUUUCCUCAUCCUCGCUACCCACAGGGGAGCCCCUCGUUACUCCCCUUACAGUACACUCAGACUCUGGACCAACAACCUGCCAUCCAGAGCACAGCGUCCCAGAAAAGCCUGCCGCAGGCGGGGAAGGACAUGGAUAGCAUUCCCUUGAGCAACCUCUCCACCUCCGCCCUUGUGCACGCGAUAAGGCAAGAGGUGGCCAAGCUGGCCAAGAAGCAAAGCGACAUGUUUGAUUUCUAGUACGGAUCCAUCAUCCUGCCCCCUUGUGUGCAGGAGCUCACAACAAACUGAUUUUUGAUGUUUUUACUGUAAUGUUACCAGAUCUUAUUUACUCAUUGACUGGUUGAUUUAUUUUCCUACACCUGUCAACUGCUGACAUAAAACAACAAUUGCUUUUUGGGAGACUGAUGCAAUUGCUGUCCCUUAGUGACUGCACACUUGUAAUUGUAGAUAUGUCAAUAGGAUGGGCAUAUGAUAAGGAACCUGAACAUGAAAUGAAAAGUUCAACCAUUUUUACCAAAAGGACCAAACACUUCCUAACAAGCAUGAUAUUUUAAUCUCAUUUUAUGGAGGCCUCAACAUGCCAAAGCCAACCUCCUCAUCAAACUCAACAAUUCCAAUAUUUUUAAUUGUGUCUUUUAUUAUCAGGCUUGGGCCGCCAUAAAAACCCUCGGUGAAGAAUAAAAGACGUUAAAUCAAUACGCACAUUUGGCGAUUCAUCUUGGUGGAAGAGAGACUCAUUCUUUACUUUGGGAUAAAAGCCUUCUCAGACUGCAAUAGACUAAAUUGUUAAUGCAGAAUUGCUGUCUGGGGAUUGCAAAGCGGGUUCGACGGCAUAUAAGUGCAUGGAGUUUUAUAGCAUGGAUGAUGCAUAAACAUCCACAUGCUUUAGAGUGACUCUGUAAUGAAAUCCAGGAUUACAAAAAGACAAUUAUCAGUUCAGGUCAUAUUCUCACGAGAAAUGAUUUACAAUGAACAAAUGCUUGUAUCCCCCCAAAAUCUCCUCUACGCAUAGCCAGGGCACUUGAUGGUCAUCAGCAAUGACUCAAUGUUUUUUUUUUUACAUGAUGGCAACUGGUUGAGACACAAGGAAGUAAAUGAACAUGAGCUAAACACUGUAAAACCUGUCUUUUUGUCUUCCAUGACUGAUUUCCUAAUUUCCAAUUAAUCUGCUCAUUAGGUCGAGACAGUGGUGAGACAAUUGGAGAGUGAAAGAACUAAUAGCCUACAUGAUUAAACUGAAAUAAAAGAUUUUUUAUUAGAAUACCAGAGUUGGUGGUUUUUGAUUCCCACCCCCCAUUCCCACAACAACGUGGAAGUAUAACAACAUCUGAUUUGUCUUGAAUACAGAUGCAAAGCAAAAUACAGACCGGUAGCUAGUGAUAUCCGUGGCUACAAACGUCCAGCAAGUGUGAAAUUAUGAAAAGCCGAUUAUUCCAAAAUUAGC
Molecule: messenger RNA, 5568 nt
Organism: Doryrhamphus excisus (bluestripe pipefish)
Lineage: Eukaryota; Metazoa; Chordata; Actinopteri; Syngnathiformes; Syngnathidae
Product: KIAA1549-like b
Source: RefSeq, a predicted model, not a curated record